Molecule: messenger RNA, 2753 nt
Organism: Sceloporus undulatus (fence lizard)
Lineage: Eukaryota; Metazoa; Chordata; Lepidosauria; Squamata; Phrynosomatidae
Gene: HOXA9
Product: homeobox A9
Exons: 2
Coding region: 900-1739 (279 amino acids)
Biological process (GO): embryonic skeletal system morphogenesis; DNA-templated transcription; anterior/posterior pattern specification
Cellular component (GO): nucleus
Molecular function (GO): DNA-binding transcription factor activity, RNA polymerase II-specific; RNA polymerase II cis-regulatory region sequence-specific DNA binding
Source: RefSeq, a predicted model, not a curated record
GUUGGCUCCCGAGACAGUAACUCCUUGUGAAAUAUUUUAUAUAUAUAUAUAUAUAUAUAUAUAGCACGCCGUCUACGUUAUUUUGCUUUUUUUAUUGCUUCAAUUAUUGUAUAAUUUUAUGUGAAGGUCUCCGAUCGCAAGGAAGAGAAUCUGUCUCCCCCCCACUCCACCCUUUUUUUAAAGGGUGGAUCUCCCUUUCUUGGAUUCCUCCCCCUUUCCCCCUUUCCCCCUUUUUUGCAUAGAACACGGACUUUUAAUGGGAUGAUUAAUUAUGAUAUAAAAUAGUCCGCUCUUUCCAGGGUGAUCAUGCCAACCCACCCCUCCCUCCUCUCCUCUUCCCCAAACCCCCAUCAAACCCUGGUCUUCCCAUCUUCUUUGGGUCCCAAUUAAAAGAAAAGUUUCCUGGUCUAACUCGACCCCAAUACUCUCCCCCCACCUGAUUCCUUUCUCAUAAAAAGCAUAUGGGGAUAUAUAUAUAUAUAUAUAUAUAUAUAUAUAUAUAUAUAUAAUGAUGACUGGAAAACACUGACCCAUUAAUAGCCUGCGGACUGAUUUAUACUUUAUUGUUCUGCUGCCUGGCCACGUGACACCCGGCAGCCAAUGAGCUGACAGGCAGCCUUCAACUUAUUAGGUGACUGUACUUCUUCGCCAGGACCAAGUUGUUACAUGAAAUCUGCAGUUUCAUAAUUUCACCGGGGCUUGCCUCUCUCUCUCUCUCUCUCUCUCCCUUUCUCUUUCUCUCUUUUAUUCCUUUUUCUUCCCUCCUUCUUUCUCCCUCCCCUCCCUCCCCUCCAUAUCUCUCUUUCUUUCUGUCUCCCCUUUAUUUUUUCCUCCCCUUCCUCUCCUCCUUCUCCUCCUCCUCUUCCUCCUCUCCCUCCUUCCUUUCGGGCUGGGCUCCGAUGGCGAUGACUUCUUCGGGGACGCUCAGCAACUACUACGUGGACACUUUCCUCCUCCACGAGAGCGAGGACCUGGUGGGGCCCUCCCGCUAUGGGUCGGCCCCCUUGGGACAGCCGGCCCGGCAGGCCCCCUUGGGCGACCCCCACGCGGAGUUCACCCCCUGCAGCUUCCAGCCCAAGGCCUCGGUCUUCAGCGCCGCCUGGAGCUCCUCCGCCGUCCACCCUCCGAGCGCCAACCCGGUGCCCCCCUCCGCCGCCGCCGCCGCCGUCUACCACCCGCACCCCUACGUCCACCACCAGCCUCCCCUGGCAGCCCCCGACGGCAGGUACAUGCGCUCGUGGCUGGAGCCUCUGCCGGGCUCCUUGUCCUUCCCCGGCUUGCCGGCCGCCCGGCCUUACGGCGGCGGCAUUAAACCUGAACCGCUCCCGGCGGCCCGGCGGGGUGACUGUACCACCUUUGACCCGCACGCACUCUCCCUGACUGACUAUGCUUGUGGUUCUCCUCCAGCUGAAAGGGAUAGUAAGCAAGCCAACGACGGGGCCUUCGCGGAAAACAAUGGGGAGAGCGAGGCCAACGGAGACAAACCCCAGCUCGACCCAAACAACCCGGCUGCCAACUGGCUGCACGCGCGCUCCACUCGGAAGAAACGCUGCCCUUACACCAAGCACCAAACCCUGGAGUUGGAGAAGGAGUUCCUGUUCAACAUGUAUCUCACCAGGGACCGACGGUAUGAGGUGGCCCGGCUCUUGAAUUUAACCGAGAGACAAGUCAAAAUCUGGUUCCAGAACCGGAGGAUGAAGAUGAAGAAAAUCAACAAAGACCGAGCCAAGGAGGACUGACCAGGGCAGCUCCCUCCUGCCUGAAACCAGAGGAAAAUAUUCCUUUUUUGCCCCCUUCCUCCCUUCCACCCCGACGACGCGACACAACUUAACUCUUCCAUCUUCCUCAUGAGACUCUAGUGUCCAGGCCUCGCCUUACACCUCUUUUUUAUUUUAAAUACUUUCAUCUUUUUAAAAGUUUGUUUGGUUUUGGGUGGCUUUUUGUGUUUGUUUUGUCCUUGGCCAAAUCAGCUCUUGAAUGUACCUCGCCAGCGUGCAGGGAAAUAAAUGGCUGGGACCCGGUGCUAUUAUUGAAGAGGUACCACGAAUUUAAAUAUACCUAUAGAUAGAUAUGUGAACGUUUGUAAAAAGAAAAGAAAAACAAAGGGGGGAGGCAUUAACGCGAAAAAAGCUGAUGUUGUUGGCUUUGUCUAAAUCUACCUGUCCUUCUGGAAAGAAAGAAAGAAAGAAAGAAAGAAAGAAAGAAAGAAAGAAAAGAAAAGAAAACUACCUUUUUGUAAUGCACAAUUCUGUAUGGACUGUAUAGGUUAGUGGAAGUAGUUAAUUUUAUUUGCUUUUUGCGCGGCAGCAGAGAGAGAGAGAUCUGCUUUUAAAUACUUGAACACUGUGUUUUUAUUGUGGUAAUUAUGUUUUGUGACUCGGUUUUUAUUUUGUUGUUUUGUUUUUUGUGCUUGGGUGCUGUAUCCGAUGUGGUCGUGUAAGCUAGGAUUCAAUUUGAACUCAGGUUGUUUAUUAUAAAGGUUGCAUAGAGUAUAGCUCUGUAGUGUACAAGUCUUCCCUUUUCCCUCCCCGAACUCCAUCUUUAGCUAGAUAACCUUGGAUUGCAGUGAGUGCAGGGACACAACCCACAAUUGUGCAGGGACACAAUCCCUUCUUCCAAUGCUAUAAAUCCAUAUAUAUAUAUAUAUAUAUAUAUAUGGAUAUAUUGAUAUCGAUGAGGUACCUUGUUCCCCGAUAUAUGGAUAUAUAUAGGGCUUAUGGAUCCUUUGACCCAUUUCCUUUCGAACAAAUCAU